Molecule: messenger RNA, 1440 nt
Organism: Anolis sagrei ordinatus
Lineage: Eukaryota; Metazoa; Chordata; Lepidosauria; Squamata; Anolidae
Gene: RPL7L1
Product: ribosomal protein L7 like 1
Biological process (GO): maturation of LSU-rRNA from tricistronic rRNA transcript (SSU-rRNA, 5.8S rRNA, LSU-rRNA)
Cellular component (GO): cytosolic large ribosomal subunit
Molecular function (GO): RNA binding; structural constituent of ribosome
Source: RefSeq, a predicted model, not a curated record
UUCCUUUCCCUUUUGCGCAUGCUCGGCAGUGUGCGCAUGCGUAGUAGCGUGGUAAACCCAGGUGGAGAGGAAACAUGGCGGCGCUUGAGCCACCCAGGAAGAUCCCUUUGGUGCCAGAAAACCUACUGAAGAAAAGGAAGGCCUAUCAGGCAAUCAAGGCCACCCAGGCAAAGCAGGCCUUGGAGGACAAGAGAAAGCACCAGAAGGGAAAACAGAUUAAAUUCAAGCGACUUGAGUCAUUUUUGCGAGACUCUCACCGGAAACGGAGAGAUGAUGUCCGUCUGCGACGCAUGGAACAUAAGCCUGGUUUGAGGCUAGAGCCCGAAGAGGGACAUAAACUGGCAUUUGUUGUACGGAUUGCAGAUAUUAAAGGAGCAAAUCUGCAGGUGCAACAUGUCAUAGAUACCCUACGACUGAGAAAGAUUUACAGUGGCACCUUUGUUAAAUUGUCACGAGAAACUCUAAAGUUGUUACGUACAGUGGAGCCUUACGUAGCGUGGGGUUAUCCCAACUUGAAAUCUGUUCGAGAGUUGAUCCUGAAACGAGGCCAUGCAAAGAUCAAAAACAAAAAGAUUGCUUUGACAGACAACAUUUUGAUAGAAGAACAUUUGGGAAUCUAUGGUAUCAUUUGUCUGGAAGAUCUCAUUCAUGAAGUUUACUCAGCUGGAGCACACUUCCAUAAAAUCAAUACUUUUUUGUGGCCAUUCCACCUCUCCGUGGCCCGCCAUGCUGCCCGUAAUAAAGUAGGGUUUCACAAAGAGAUAGGCGACACCGGAUUUCGAGGCAAUGGGAUCAACCAGCUCAUACGUUUUAUGAAUUAAAAUCCAGGAAAACCUUUAUGAAUAUUCUGAGAAUAUUCUGAAGAAUACUUAUUUGUACUCUGUGAUGUACAACUAUUUCUUCAAGUCUCAGGACUUUUCAGCAUGAUAACUCCCACUUUUGGGGAUGAGCAGGUGACAGCAGAUCACAAGUAAAUUAGAAGAUACUCCCAAUGUCACUGAAACUCUAGUCUUAAGAUUCUGCAUCUUGACUAAAUUGGAAGGACUGAAGAGACUCACUCCUGAGAUUCUAGCUGUUAAAAGACAUUUUGGUUUGGAUUUUCAAAAUGACAGUGAAGCUUUACAAUUCCAGUACAGAUUUUGUGUAGAUUUGGACCUCAUGAUUACAAAGCUCAAAACAUUUGGCAUUUUGUUUGAUUUUUACUCAAUGUACACUGUAAUGUGUGUACUAGAGAUUAAGGUUGACUUAGAGAACACGGGACACUUGAAAAGUGUAGUCUGGAUGCCACAAGAUCCCUUUGUCAGCUAUCCAGUGUUUGAAGAGUUCAUGUGUUCAAUUCUCUUUCUAAUCUGAUUUCAAAUCUUUUCUGUAUCUCUAAAAUAAAUCUAGAGCCCUUUAACCACAUUUUAAUGAUAUUCAAAUAAAAUUACUUCAUUCCUA